UUAGUUAAUUUAAGCAAAUACUUUUUUUAUUUAUGUGUAUUUUGCAGAAGCAAUUAAUAUUUGUUAUAUAAAAUAAAAUAUAUUUGAUUGCUGUUAAAAUGCCUCAAUGGUUUUUGUUGAAGGCACUUCAGAUAAAUUUGUUUUCCUUAGAGUAUGAAGUUCAAAAAUGAAGUUGCAAAAUAUAACAUUAUGUUAUAUUAUAUCGUGUAUCGUGCAUGCCUAACAACUAAACGUAUUCUGAAGAAAUUAGAGAGUAAUGAUAUUUGAUAAGUAUCUCCAAAACAUAUAAUAUAUUACAAACACGCUAGGAACCGUGCGUAACGUAGAUUUACCGCUGAUAUACCGGAAUCGAGUGAAGGAGACUAAUCAACGAAACAAUUUAAUGAAUUAUGAAAGAAUGACGAAAAACCAGCUUGGUAUCUCACCGUAGAUUGUUCCAAUUCAAAAAUAUUUCAAGGAAUAGCUUUAAACUUUUACGCGCAUUAUAUCACGUAGCAAGACAUUACCUGGCAAGAAUUUUAAUUAAAAUCACGGGCGUCGUGCCUCCGCGCAUUAAUUUAUAUGUUUAACCAGAAUCAGUUGUGCAAAACAGUACUAGACUUAUAACUGCUAAUAAAAAUUCGUAUCGCCGCAACGACAGUGACGUGUUUCGCGAGUUUGAUUAUUUUCAGCAAAGAAAAGGACCUUUGCAACUGUUGUAUAAUCGAUAUAUUAUUAAUUCUUGCACUUAAUUCUAAUUAAAUCAAAAUGUAUUAACUAAUCGUAUAAAAUAAUUUUAUAACGAUUGCAAAGCUGUUUUUUCUGCUGUCUGGCUGAAUGACAAUCUCUGCGUUCAGCAAAAAAACAACCUUUCAAUUUGUUGUGAGAUUCUUCAAUACGUAUUGAUUUUUACCGUAUUGGAUCUAAAUGUAUAUAAAACAAUCGUAUCAAAAUAAGUUUUGCAAGUUGCAAAAUGGUUCGUCCGCAGAUAAGUAUCAUUCAGUCAGCGAUGGCUAUGAAGUCUUUUCAAUGAUAAUCAGUUCGUAGUCUCGAGGUCACUUGACCAGACAUCAUCGUUCGAUCGAUCCGCAGCCGCGCGUUCGCAAUUAUUCAUAUCAUAAUUUUUUAAUUGAGUGAUAAAACGAGUUUUGUAAUAGAUUUAAAUACGAAAGAUACAACAGUCCUCCUCAGUAUUUGUAACUUGCCUCGUGACACGGCUCACCUCGAUCCCACUUACUUCGCGAUUAGACUACAGAUUUCAGCAAAAGGAGAAAGUGUAUGACUUCUCGACUUGGCCUUCAGUACAAUCACUCGAGCGAGAUGACGUUUAGUCUUACUUCGGCCUGCGUUCUUUGAACAUCACUUACAGUGCCGAUACCGAAAACGCGCACAAGUAAAAGUGAAAGUGGAUAAGAGAUAAAGAAGGAACCACAUUGUUUUGAUUACGAACACAAAAUAAAGAGACAAAAUGCUAUUAACAAUAGGAUUUUGGCUAUUAGCUAUUUUGAUUAUUUUUUGGAUUUUACUUGGUCCUGUUAUGAGAUUUCUUCGUACUCUGUGGGAAAUUAUUAUGCAAAUAUAUAACAAGAAAACGAUCGAUUUACGAACAAAAUUCGGUGAAUGGGCCGUUGUCACCGGCUCUACUGAUGGUAUCGGUAAAGCUUAUGCUAAAGAGUUAGCAACAAGAAACAUGAAUCUAAUAUUAAUUAGCAGAAAUUUAGAGAAGCUCGAACGCACAAAAGAUGAGAUACUAUUAAUAAAUUCAAAAAUUGAAGUGAAAAUCAUUGUGGCGGAUUUUGCUGAAGGAGAAAAUGCUUUUUCUAAAAUCCAUCCUCUUUUGCAAGACAUAUCCGUCGGUAUAUUAGUGAACAAUGUGGGUAAGCAAUACGAGUAUCCCAUGUAUGUCGGAGAGGUGCCCGAGAAGGAGCUGUGGGACAUUAUCAACGUGAAUGUGGGCGCCACUACGUUAAUGACGCGGCUAGUUAUCGGGCAGAUGCAAAAGCGCAAACAAGGCGCGAUUGUCAACGUCUCCUCCGGGUCCGAGUUCCAACCGCUGCCGUUGAUGACAGUGUACGCAGCUACAAAGGCGUACGUGAAGAGUUUCUCCGAUGCUCUCAGAGCGGAAUACUCUAGAUUCGGCAUAACUGUACAACACUUGUCGCCUCUUUUCGUCAAUACUAAAAUGAACGCGUUUAGUUCUAGGCUUCAGGUUUCAAGUAUAUUUGUACCUGAUGCCACAACUUAUGCAAAGAAUGCCAUUACCACUCUGGGCAAAAUGGACAGCAGUACUGGUUACUGGGCUCAUAGUAUUCAAAAGUUCAUCACUCUAAUGCCACCUGUAUGGAUUAGAACCAAAAUUGGACAAAUCAUGAACGAGAAUUUUAGACAAGACUAUUUCAAGAAACAGCAAAACAAAACGUUACAAUAAGAUAUAUGUAAAACAAAAGUUUUUUUACAGCUUUGUUUCGCAUUAAUAUAAAAUUAAACCAUUUAUUUUAAUUAAAAAUAAUAGAGAAAGGUCACUAAAUACUGAUAAUUUUGUUCUUAUAUGUAA
Molecule: messenger RNA, 2533 nt
Organism: Monomorium pharaonis (pharaoh ant)
Lineage: Eukaryota; Metazoa; Arthropoda; Insecta; Hymenoptera; Formicidae
Product: inactive hydroxysteroid dehydrogenase-like protein 1
Exons: 6
Coding region: 1448-2407 (319 amino acids)
Cellular component (GO): endoplasmic reticulum
Molecular function (GO): oxidoreductase activity
Source: RefSeq, a predicted model, not a curated record